AUGGAGGCCUGCAAUUGUAUUGAGCCACAAUGGCCAGCUGAUGAAUUGUUGAUGAAGUAUCAGUAUAUCUCGGAUUUCUUCAUUGCGUUGGCUUAUUUUUCUAUCCCAUUGGAGUUGAUCUACUUUGUUAAAAAAUCUGCAGUAUUUCCAUAUAGAUGGGUUUUGGUGCAGUUUGGGGCAUUUAUUGUUCUCUGUGGAGCAACACACCUGAUCAAUUUAUGGACGUUCACCAUGCACUCAAGAACGGUGGCAGUUGUCAUGACCACUGCAAAAAUUAUGACUGCUGUUGUGUCGUGUGCUACUGCCCUUAUGCUAGUACAUAUCAUCCCUGAUUUAUUAAGUGUCAAAACGAGGGAGCUAUUUUUGAAAAAUAAGGCUGCUGCACUAGAUCGAGAAAUGGGAUUGAUCCGUACGCAGGAAGAAACUGGUAGACAUGUUAGAAUGCUAACUCAUGAAAUCAGAAGCACUCUUGACAGACAUACCAUACUGAAAACCACACUUGUUGAGCUGGGAAGAACGUUGUCCUUGGAAGAGUGUGCGUUAUGGAUGCCAACGCGUACAGGACUAGAGCUUCAACUUUCUUACACUCUACAUCACCAAAACCCAGUUGGAUUUACUGUACCUAUAAACCUUCCAAUGAUCAACCAAGUGUUCAGUACAAAUCGUGCAGUGAAAAUCUCACCAAGUUCUCCUGUGGCUAGACUUCGACCUUCUGGAAAGUACAUGCCUGGAGAAGUGGUUGCUGUGCGUGUCCCACUCCUGCAUCUUUCCAAUUUCCAGAUUAAUGCUUGGCCUGAACUUUCAACCAAACGCUAUGCUUUGAUGGUUUUGAUGCUUCCUUCGGAUAGUGCUAGGCAAUGGCAUGUCCAUGAGUUGGAGCUUGUUGAAGUGGUGGCAGAUCAGGUGGCUGUUGCUCUUUCACAUGCUGCAAUUCUGGAAGAGUCUAUGAGGGCAAGAGAUCUUCUUAUGCAGCAGAAUGUUGCUCUUGAUCUCGCAAGAAGAGAAGCAGAGACGGCUGUUCGUGCUCGUAAUGAUUUCUUAGCUGUUAUGAAUCAUGAAAUGAGGACUCCCAUGCAUGCCAUCAUUGCACUUUCAUCUUUAUUACAAGAAACUGAGUUGACACCUGAGCAACGUCUGAUGGUUGAAACAAUCCUCAAGAGCAGUAACCUUUUGGCUGCACUUAUCAAUGAUGUAUUAGAUCUUUCGAAGCUUGAAGAUGGUAGCCUUCAACUUGAUAUGGGACCUUUUAACCUUCAUGCACUCCUUACGGAGGCCCUCAACUUGAUAAAGCCUAUAGCAUGUGUGAAGAAGUUGUCCAUUACGUUGAGCUUGUCUUCAGAUUUGCCAGAGUAUGCCAUUGGUGAUGAGAAGCGGCUAAUGCAAGUUCUUUUAAAUGUAGUAGGGAAUGCUGUGAAGUUCUCAAAAGAGGGCAGCAUCUCCAUAUCUGCUUUUGUUGCAAAAUCGGAGUAUCUUAGAGAUCCUCAAGCCCCUGAUUUUUUCCCCGUACCAAGCGAUAACCAUUUCUAUUUGCGCGUACAGGUAAAAGAUACAGGAUUAGGAAUUAACCCCCAAGAUAUUCCUAAGCUAUUCACAAAAUUUGCUCAAAAUCAACCUCUGGCUACCAAAAACUCUAGCGGUAGUGGGCUUGGUCUUGCAAUUUGUAAGCGGUUUGUAAAUCUCAUGGAAGGACAAAUUUGGAUUGAAAGUGAAGGUCUAGGCAAGGGAACUACUGCUAUCUUUAUCGUGAAACUUGGAUUUCCUGGACACUCAAAUGAUUCAAGGCUCCCAUUUGUGCCCAGAGUUCCAGGAAAUCAUAUUCUGACAAACUUUUCAGGGCUCAAAGUUGUUGUGAUGGAUGAUAAUAGCGUUGGCCUGAUGGUAACCAAGGGACUCCUUAUGCACCUAGGAUGUGACGUAUUGGCUGUUGGUUCAGCAGACGAGUGCGUGAGAGUUGUUACGCCUGAACACAAGGUGGUUUUUCUUGAUACUAGCAUGCCAGGUUCGGACACCUACAAAGUUGCUGUACGUUUGCACGAGAAAUUUUCGAAACGACUCGAUAGGCCUUUUAUUGUAGCGCUAACGGGGAAUACCGAUAGGAUGGUAAAAGAGAAUUGCUCGAGGGUUGGAAUGGAUGGAGUCGUCCUGAAACCUAUAUCGGUUGAUAAAAUGAGAAGUGUUUUAUCAGAGCUCAUAGAGCAUGGAUUUCUGGUCGAAUAA
Molecule: messenger RNA, 2217 nt
Organism: Fraxinus pennsylvanica
Lineage: Eukaryota; Viridiplantae; Streptophyta; Magnoliopsida; Lamiales; Oleaceae
Source: the annotation of a GenBank genome assembly